Molecule: messenger RNA, 3131 nt
Organism: Desarmillaria tabescens
Lineage: Eukaryota; Fungi; Basidiomycota; Agaricomycetes; Agaricales; Physalacriaceae
Exons: 3
Coding region: 106-2949 (947 amino acids)
Source: RefSeq, a predicted model, not a curated record
GUAACCACCCACUCUCACCUCCCGACCCCGAAUUAUCUAUCGCUUCGCUAUCUCGUUCGUUCCUUUCUUUCUCACUCGGCGGAUGCAUUCUACUGAACAGUCACGAUGAGUGCUCCAUUCUCCCGCCUACAAUUAGCUGCUGCGUUACUUGAAUACGACAAUGAUCCAACAAACCCCGAUGCUCCUUACCGCUCUGCUCACGAGAGUGCUUUGUUUGCCCAUCUUCGUCGUAAUGUUCGACCUAGUGCUGUCGCUGCUCAACGGAGAAGUACCAAUCAGAUGGGCGUUUCACUUCCCAGUGAAGGAGCAAGUGGUGGUGGUGGCGGCCGCGAGUCCGUCUUGUCUGGCAGACGGUCUAGAGGAUCUACAUUUGCUCUAAGAAAUCCAUUUGGCGCCGAUGACUACUAUGAGGAGGAGGAUGAGCAAGAAGAAGAGCACGAACAUGUACAGGAGGAAGCACAGGAGAUGGAUUUGACUUCAUGGGGGCUGGAAGCCUUCAUUUCAAAGGAAAAGGCAUCCAAGGACAAGGGCAAAGGAAAGGAAACGAACCCCUACCCACUGUCAUCCGUCAGCUCUCAUGUUCCUCACGAAACAAGUCCCACUACAGGAUUUGCACCUCGUCCGCGACCAACAAGGUCCAUGAGUGUCGGCGACUUCGACCGCCUCAUACCUCCAGAAGACAUUCGUAGAAAAUCCAUCGCUUCACCACUUGAUCUCGCUGACUUGGAUGCCAGUCUAUCUGCUCCGUUCCAACGCCAUCGAGCAGCGUCCUUCGCCCUUGAUAACGACUUCCAGGUUCCUUCGACUUCUCAAAAUAUCCCAUUCCCCUCAAAGUCUAUUCGCUCGCCUUCUCCACCGCCGGAAGAAGAUCAUCGCACAAAUUCAACGCCGAGCUUGAAAGAAGAAAGCGGACUUCGGGGGCGUACUGCCUCUAAUGGUAGUAUGACCUCGCGCUUUCUUGAAGACGACAAUCCAUUCGCCUUGCAACCCCCUUCUCGCUCAUCCAAGUUCGAUCCUAAAGCGGCUGCUCAUGCUCGUACUACAUCGAACGUGUCCAUGGGCUCACAGAUGCUCCUUGAAAACGAUGGUGCAUCUGUUAUGACCAAACGCACCGGACAGCAUCGCUACUCAACUACUAUCGAUCUCCUCCGGCCCAAAGUACUCGUCAUGCCUAGUCCUCUACAGCCCUUGUCCAGUGAUCCUCAGACGGAACCUGACCCCAUUCGUGACGGUUUCCAUCUGUCCACUGACGGUCCGCCUCUGCCCCCCGGUGCCCGCUCUGCUCGAGAUAGAAAGGCAUCUUCCGUCUUCCUCGAUGCAGUCCCUAUCGCAUCAAAUUCAUUCACUCCUAAUCCUCGCAUGAAUUUAUCUACGUCUCAGAUGAUAUUUCGCAAUACCCUCAAGGUGGACGGUGUGCGCGAUCCUACAUAUGUGGAUAUCGAUAAGGAUCUGCCUCGGGCUACAGAGGAAGGUCAACAGGUAUUUCUGGACCCUCCUCCAGAUGAUACUACACCUGGAAUUCCAGCAGAAGAUGCCUAUCCUCCAGGUCGACCGGCUGGAAAAUUAUAUGGAAAGAGCCUCAUAGAUGACCUUGAAAGUAGAAAGGCUGUCAUGAGGCAGAAACAAAGGGUUUUCAAAGGUGACGACCGCCCGUCAAUGAUGGCGCGAGGACCAGUGAAGCGUUCCAGCACACUCAUUGAUCCAGCCACAUUGUCGGGAGACAGGCCUCCUACACAGCGCAAGAGUUCCUACUUAAGCGACCGCUCUCGUCCUGAAUCCAUGGGACCCAAGCCUCUUCUUAGUUUCGAAGGCGAGAAAACACCGCAAGGUUUACCACCAGUCAAGCUAAAUCCAAAUGCGAAAAUGCCUAAUGCUCGUACUGUCUUUGGUGUUGAUACUUUGUGGGAGAGGGAAAUGGCGAAGCUAAAGCAAAUUGAAGCUCAAGAGAAGUUAGAGGCUGAGGAACAGGAAAGAAGAGAGGCGAUAACCACGGACAAGAAGAAGAAAAAGAAGGGCAAAGAUAAGGAAGUCUCUACUCCUUAUGAACAAAGCGAGGUAUCAGACACGCGAAGCCCUUUGCCUCCCCCGUCUCCUAUAAUAUCAACUUCACCUCCCGUCCUUCCUGUCGUAUCACCUGCGAUUCAUGGACCUCCUCCCGUGGUUGACGACGAUUCUGACAGUGAAGCGAGCGAUAAUGGUGUGCAACGUCCAGCGGCCAAGAAGGAAGUUCAAGGGUGGUAUGAGGACUCGUCUGAAGAAGAUGGUCCACUGCGAAUAACCGGAGUUGGGCCGAGGUAUCGUCGUUCCCAGGCUUCCUCCGCCGGCAAGCCUGCUCCUUCUCAGUUCGCCAAACCUGCUCCAGAUUCAGACAGCGAAGAUGAUCUUCCUUUGUCGACGACCAUAAAUCGAGCUGCCGCCCGUCUGACACAUCUGAAGCCUGACUCCGAUUCCGAAGAAGAAAACAAACCCCUCUCAGUUCUAUUACGCAAGUCGCAGUCCGUCAAUAGUCUUCUUCCCAAGAUCGACUUUGACCGAGCUCAGCCUACCGGUGGUGAUGAGGAGGAUGAUGACAAACCGCUUGGUCUUCGCGCAUCCCGCGUUGCUCCAUCGUCUGUCGGUCACAGUUCUGUACCCGGCGGCGGCGAUGACGACGAUCGACCCCUAGCGUUUCACCCUGAGCAGCAACGGCGAACGCAGUACCAAAUGAUGGCCCAGCAGCAGCAGCAGCAACAACAGAUGUUGAUGCAAGCGCAACAAAUGCAUAACAGCAUGUUCUUCAACCCGCCUAUGAUGGGAUCUCAGUUCUUCGGACCUCCAAUGGGACCCCCCAUGAAUCCUAUGAUGAUGCAGCCUCCCAUGCAAAUUCCAUCACCGCCACCCAUGCAGGAUCCAACGAAAUUCGGCAGAGUUGACAGAUGGAGACGAGACGUCGCCGUCGAAGGCGAAUAAUGAUUUGAUUACAAUUGCAUUCCCUGUUGUUGCUUUUUUAACGGACUUGACAGUUUUCGCGCAUAUUUUUUUUGGAUCUUGUACAUGUGUAUUCGUACGCUACGCUAUAGUACGCAGUCGGCUUUCAGGUCGUUCACAAUCCAAAGGUACAUAUACAUGAAUACAGUGGUAAUUAUCCCCAA